AUGUCAUCUGGCGUUCGGAGUCGGAGUCCCAGUCUGGAGGAUAACGAUAGGAAGAAGUUUCGCACAAGGCUUCUGAAUAUUGAUUCAAACCUUGGAGACUCAGAGGUGGAAAAAUUAAAGUUUCUCUGCCAAGACUUCAUCUCCUACAGGAAGCUGGAGAAGGCCUGCUCGGCCUCGGAUAUUUUUGAGGAUCUCAUGACCAAGGACCUGCUGAAUGAGAAAGACCCCUUCCUCCUGGUGGAACUGCUCUACAUCAUGAAGCAGAACUCAUUGCUGAAGCACCUCAACUACACCAAAGAGCAAGUGAAAGCCCUGCUGCCCACCCAGAAGAAGGUGUCCCCAUACAGAAACCUGCUCUAUGAACUCUCAGAAGACAUCGACUCAGAGAGCUUGAAGAAAAUGAUCUUCCUUCUGAAGGAGUCCUUACCCAAAGUCGAGACGCCGACCUCGCUAAGUUUCCUGGCACAUCUGGAGAAACAAGCUAAAAUACAUGUAGAUGAUCUGACGUUGCUGGAGGAUCUCUGCAAAAAUGUCUUACCUCAUCUUGUGAGAAAGAUAGAAAAAUACAAAAGAGAGAAAGAAGCUGAGCAAAAAGAAAAAGAACUACUUUCUGCUUCAGACAUUAAUCAAAUCCGUCAAGCCUUACCAUUCCUCUUUCCUCAACAUGAGGGGACUUGUCAAGAUAUGCCUGCAAGGAGUAAUGUAACCCUGGUCUCUACGGCGAUGUUGGGACUAUCUGGUUGCAGUCUAACUUCUGAAACCAGCACAAAGGAUGGAACUGUGUACAGGAUGAAUCGUAAACACAGAGGCUACUGUGUUGUUAUCAACAACCAGAACUUUACCUCACUGUUGAAAAGAGAAGGGACUAACAAAGAUGCUGAGUGCCUGAAGCAUGUGUUUCAGUGGCUUGGAUUCAACGUAGAUAUACGGAAUGAUGUAACUAAAGAAUGCCUGGAGGAAGUUCUACAAAAAUAUCAGAGUCAUCCAGACCAUGCCAACGGAGACUGCUUUGUGUUCUGUGUUCUGACCCACGGGAAAUUUGGAGCUAUCUACUCUUCAGAUGAUGCCCUCAUUCCUAUUCAGGAGAUCAUGUCUCACUUCACAGCCCAGCAGUGCCCCGGUCUGGUUAACAAACCCAAACUCUUUUUCAUCCAGGCCUGUCAAGGCAAGGAGAUACAAUCUUCUGUGCUUAUUGAAGCAGAUGCUAUAAAUCCUGAAUUAAUACUGCCUUCCCUUGAGGACAGUAUUCCAAAUGAAGCAGACUUCCUUCUUGGCCUGUCCACUGUCCCUGGCUACGUAUCCUUUCGUCACAGGAGAGAAGGGAGCUGGUAUAUUCAAUCUCUGUAUAACCAUUUGAAGGACUUGGUCCCAAGAGGUGAAGAUAUCUUAUCCAUCCUCACUGCUGUCAAUAAUGAUGUGGGCCGACGAGGACCAAAGAAACAAAUCCCUCAACCUGUCUUCACACUGCGUAAAAAAGUCAUCUUCCCUGUGCCCCAGCAAGAACUCCCAGAGAGAGUUUCCACUGACCCUUAG
Pipistrellus nathusii (Nathusius's pipistrelle) is the source of this 1533-nucleotide messenger RNA. The record is from the annotation of a GenBank genome assembly. NCBI's taxonomy places the organism in Eukaryota, Metazoa, Chordata, Mammalia, Chiroptera, Vespertilionidae.